AGCUAGUAUCCAGGCAGCUUCCGCCCGUUACGUGUCGCGGUUAUUUCUUUCCCUUUAGUAUAGUUGCAUAUCGGUUUUUUCUUUAGCGCGUUCUUAACGCCGGGAUAGCCGAGCGAGGCGCUGAUAUUAUUAUUCAGGCUGGAGACGGAGAUCUGAUACUGUAAAACCAUCGUUUUGUAUUGCCUGCAGUCGGGAAUAAUAAAUAAAGUAUUUAAACCAUAUUUAAUACAAGAAUAAAUACACGCGCUUAACCAGAACGUGUAAACACAGUUCGACGACUAUAAUAUACAUGUAAUAUUCGUCACGAGAGAGUUUUGAGAGCCAAAAAAAAGAAUUCGUCGUUAAAUAAUAAAUACAUACACACACUUGUAAUUUACACAUAUAUUUAUACGUAUAAUAGAUUAUACACUUGUAUAGUGUAACACAAACAAGAAAGUAGUAAUCAUCGUUUACUGAAAAAAAAUAUAUAUAUAUAUACAUAUAGAUACAAAUAAUAUAUCGAAUUGUUUGUACACCUAUAUCGUACAAACUGUAAAAAAAAAUCUUUUGAUAUUACCUUCAUUCACAUGUUAUCUAUGGAUGAUACCUGCAAUCCACCACCACCCCGACGCAGUACAUAGUGAUUGACGAACGUGCCGAUGUUGAAUCAUAAAUGCUGAUCACGGGUGAAAAUCGCUGUUGUUACUAUUAUUAUUAUUAUUACUAUUAUUUUUCAUUACCAUUGAUUUUCAAUUUUAUUUCGGGUGGUGGUGCAAGGACGUAGUAUACUGUUGUUAUACUACCACCAUUUAAAUAUUACUUCUACUAUUAUUAUUAUUAUUAUUACAACUCUACCUACCGCCGUAAAAUAUUAGUCAGUCAAAAAUAAACAAAAAGCCGCGCGCGUAUUAAAUUAAAUCACACAUAAUACAUAUACAUAUAUAUAUGUGUAUAUUAGACUCGCAACCUGUAAAUAAUAUUUAAGCGAAUCAAUAAAAAAAAAAAAAAAGUUAAACCCCAAAGUACACUGUAAACAAAAAAUAAUAAAACAAUUAGUAAAUCGUGGAAAUAAAAAGCACAGUGCCGUAAGCAGUUGGAGAAAAGCUGUGGUAGACAGGAUCAACCGGCGAGGCUGCUACACAAGUGCAUUCCAUACAUACAGACUAACGUCAAGAAGAUUUGCGCUACCUAGAUAGCAAGCAGCUGAAACAAACUUUGAAAACAAGAGGGAAAAAAAAACAGAACGAAGAAGUAAAAGCAAAAAACAAAAAAGCAACGGAUUGCAAUGAUGGCGAACGGAAUGGAUACAGUGGUGCAACAGAAUGGCAAUUCGGCGCUGGGUCAGACGUCGCAGGAGGAAUCGAAGACGAAUUUGAUCGUCAAUUACCUGCCACAGACGAUGACGCAGGAGGAAAUUCGCUCCUUGUUCUCGAGCAUCGGUGAAGUCGAGAGCUGCAAGCUCAUCAGAGAUAAACUUACCGAUGUUUGUAUGGUUGCAGGCCAGAGUUUGGGCUAUGGCUUUGUAAACUAUCAUCGGCCCGAGGAUGCGGAGAAAGCCAUCAAUACCCUCAACGGUCUCCGUUUGCAGAACAAAACUAUCAAGGUUUCGUACGCGCGGCCGAGUAGCGAGGCGAUCAAAGGUGCGAAUCUGUACGUAAGCGGAUUGCCAAAAAAUAUGGCUCAGCAGGAUCUCGAGAAUCUCUUCAGUCCUUACGGUCGGAUUAUAACCUCGCGUAUACUAUGCGACAACAUGAGCGUACGACAGUUUGUGACUGGCGGCGGAGACAAUUUGCCCGGCCUGUCAAAAGGUGUCGGGUUCAUCCGUUUCGAUCAACGGGUUGAGGCUGAGCGGGCGAUCCAAGAAUUAAAUGGAACUAUUCCGAAAGGCUCGACCGAACCUAUCACCGUGAAGUUUGCCAACAACCCGAGCAACAACAACAAGGCAAUACCGCCCCUAGCCGCCUAUUUGACACCCCAGGCAACCCGUCGUUUUGGUGGCCCGAUUCACCAUCCAACUGGCCGCUUCAGGUACAUUCCACUGUCGCCACUAUCCAGCACUGGCAAGACCAUGCUUGCCAUUAACAAAGGCUUACAGAGUAGGUACAGCCCGCUGGCGGGUGACCUUUUGGCGAACUCGAUGCUGCCCGGAAACGCGAUGAACGGUUCGGGGUGGUGCAUUUUCGUCUACAACCUGGCACCGGAGACGGAAGAGAACGUCUUGUGGCAGCUAUUCGGUCCAUUCGGUGCCGUCCAAUCAGUAAAGGUCAUAAGGGACCUGCAAACAAACAAAUGCAAGGGUUUCGGAUUCGUAACGAUGACAAAUUACGAGGAGGCAGUAGUUGCUAUUCAAAGUCUGAACGGAUAUACGCUUGGCAAUCGUGUUCUUCAAGUCAGUUUUAAAACGAACAAGAGCAAAGCUGCGUAGGAUGAAGGAAGCGAGCUUGCCUAUCGUCAUAUCGUAUUGCCGCUAAAACGGCGACCACAGCCCCACCACCACCACCACCACCACCACCACCAACGCUACAAAAUUAAUAAUAAUAACAACAAUAACAAUAACAAAAAUAACAAUAAAUACACGAAUGAUUUGGGCAGCUGUAUUAACAUCGUUAGGAACAAAAACGACAAAAAGAACAAGAAAAAGCACAAUAACGGUCACGAAUACCGGUAUAAAAAUAUUUAUACAAUAAACGAAGGCUUACCUGUUGCACCUCUACGUCGUUACCCUCCUGCGGAUUUAAACGUCGCAAAUUUCGUCGACGUUGUCGAGUCCGGCGUUGAAAUUUUUACGGAAAUGGAAUUAUUAGCUAUAUAAACUUUACUGUAUACACGAUAAAAGUCCUACUCUCUGUAUAUCGUUAACCACCCCUCCCCCCUCCACCCCCCACUUUCCCAAAAUUGCCGUAUUGACAUAUUAUAAAUAUGCGUGGUUCGUUGUAUUUAAUUUUCUACACCACGUUUUGUUUCGUUUCUCUUUAAUUUUCUUGCUGAUUUUUUUUUUUUUUUUUUUUUUUUUUUUUCAUUCUUGUUAUUCUUCCAUCACGCUUUCCUUAAAUUAGACUCGGUUUUUUUUUUUUUUUCACCGGAUUUCUUUACACAUCAACGAACGACAAACGAUCACGGUUGUGUUGUGACGAUUGAUUAUUAUUACCAUUGUCAUUACCGAUACUGUCGUUGUUAUUCUUCUUGUCGUUGACAUUACGUUUGACAGUGUUUCUUCUAGUCUCUUUUGCAAAAAGAGACGAAAUGAAAAUCGAAAAAAAAAAAAAAAAACGUAAUACAUGACAAACAAAUCGAGCCUAGCUGUGGAAUAUUCAUUUUCCAUAUACCUACCACGUAUUUUAACGAAAAAUAUUAUAAGGAUGAAUGACAAUGAGAAAAAAAAAAAAACAAAAACAAAAAAAAAACAAAACAAAACAAAACAAAUAAAAAAUUUGAAAGAAUUUUUUAAAUCGGUGCUGCAGUCGUUCUUCGUUUACGAAGGAGCGAUGCUUGAGAGAGAAAAAAAAAACGCAUACAAAAAUUGUAAAAAAAAAAAAAAAAAAAAAAAAGAAAGAAAUCGAGAAAAAAAAGACAAACGAACAAACGGGAUGGUUGAAAAAUUAUUAAAUAAGAAACCUGAUUGUUGGCAAGGUAGAUACUUAACUACGAAAGGAGUAUAUAUAUAUAUAUAUAUAUAUAUAUAUGUAUAUGUAUGUAUACAUAUAGUCAGGAAGUAAAUUAUUCUUAUUAUUAUUAUUAUUACGAUGUAACGGAUGAAAUACGCUUUUCCCUCCCCCUCAAAACAAAAAGCAGAAUAUCGUAUUUUUCUUCCCUUUUUCUUUUCUCAUCCGCAAUCGAUAUUGAAAAACGGUGAAAUUUGUUACAAUCUUUUCGUCGCCGAUUGUCGAAUGUUUAAUAUUUAUGAGACGACCCAUCGAAUGCAUUAAAAAAAAAAAAGAAUUGCAGGUAAAUGAGAAAUGUAUACACGUGACGGAGAGUCGACGGCAGUUUCACGAAUUUCUCCAUGGCGGAAAGUUACCGUGGAAUUUUUUUUUCUUUUUUUUUUUUUUGCGUUACAACGACUGGCAAAGGGAAAAUAAUAAUGAGAGAAAUAAAGGCAGACUAACAUGCUGUUAAAAUUGAACCAAAGCGUAGGAGAAAAAAGUAUCCGAUUUCCAUUACAUCCGUAUGUCUUUGGCUGUGUUGGUUUGGAUAUGUGAUUUAUUUUUUUUUUUUUUUCUUCAACGUUUUUCUCACAACGUCCCCCCCCCCCACUUCCCUCUCUUCUUUGUAGCACACUCAAGAAACUGUGAUAACUUUCGACGAUAUAGCGAAUCGGUGAUUUUGAAAAUGUCCGCAGGGAUGUGAAAAAAGUGUCGCGAAACGGAAGAUCAAAAAAAAAAAAAAAAAAGAAAGAAAAAAGAAAGAAAGAAAAAGGGAAGAAAAAUACUUGACUGGGAAUCGACAAUAGGAUGAAAAGGAACGAAAAAAAAAACAGAGAGACACGAUGGACCGUGAGCGGGGUAACGGGUGCCAGGUUUUUUUUUUUUUUUUUUUUGGUUUGUUUGUCACAACUAAAAGCCAUUUUACAGCGUGUUGUUAUUAUUGUUGUCAUUACAAUGACAGACCGAUAUUACCCGAAAUAACGAUAAAACGUACGAUAUGAUAAUAUUUAAUAAUAAUAAUGAAAGAAGAAAUAGAUAACAUUGUGUAUAACAAGUAUAUUAUACGUAUGUAAAAAAUGAAAUUACGGUGGGGCAGGGCUCGCACGGAAGUUUUCUUUUUUUCUUUUUUCUUACCCCCGUAUUCUUCUUCCGUCGUAAUAAUAACGAGAAGAAGAAGAGGAGGAAGAAAAAGGGGGGGGGAAAAAAAAAAGAAAAGAAAAGAAAAACAAAGCGGAAAUACCGAGCAGAGAAAAUUAAAGAAAUAUAAGUUGAAAAGAGAAAAAAAACAAAACGAAAAGAUGAAAUGACGAAUUAUCUACCGACCGACCUUAUACGCGGCGUUUUUGUAGAUGCAAAGAAUGACGAGUGAGAUAUAUAUUUAUAUAAUAUAAUGAUAAAUAAAAUUACGAUAUAAUAGUUUAAUUCAAAUAUUAUUAUAAUGAAUAUGUGAGUGGUAGGUUUGUAUUGUCGUCGAUGCGCGGUGACGGGCAAAGAUGGAGAAAAACAAAAACAAAAAAAAAAACAAACAAACAAACAAAAAAGAACAAAACCGUGGAAAGAAAUUUGUAAAACUCAAUUUAAAGAAUUUUCUCGUGUAAUAACCGAUUGAUAAUAAGUAUUAUUAUCAAUUAUCAUUAGUUGUCAUUAUUAUUAUUAUUAUUAUUAUUAUUAGUUUAACUAUUAUUAUUGUAAUUAUCGUAAUGUAGCGGGCACACGUACUGUAAUUAGACGCUGAUCAGUUUAAAUGAUACGACUGUAACGAAAGAGGGAGAUAAAGAGAGAGAGAGAGAGAGAGAGAGAGAGAGGGAGGGAGGGAGAUGGAAAAAGAAAAAUUAAUGGAUAAUUUUGAAAAAGAAUAAAAAAAGAAAGAAAGAAAGAAAGAAAAGAAUCGGUACAGGGAAGGGGAUUGGGAAAAAAAUUGACGGAUGAGAAUUGCGAAUAAUAGGUUGAGCGAACGAAGAAUUUAGAUUUAGAAAAAAAAAAAAAAAAAAGAAAAGAAAGAAAAAAUACUAGUCAAAAGUAUGUUUAGUGUGAGAAACAACUUGAAAUCGAUACGACGUACUUGUGUAUAUGAGUAUAUAUAUAUAUAUAUAUAUAUACACACACACGCGUGCACACAAAUAAUUUAUAACUUAACAAUAAUAAAUAUCAAUACCUGUAUGAUUUUCUUACGGUUUCGUCCUAUUUGAAAUUUUGUUAUCGGUUCCUCGUUUCUACAAUUACGUCAUCGCUAUCGUUAUUACGUUGUUAAACCGUCAUUCGCUAUUAAUUUACCAUUAUAUGUACGUACGAUCCAUUCUUCCGAUAUUGCGACAAAGAUAAAGUAAGGGGGAAAAAUAAACGAAAAAUUCACACCGACCACUUUGCUGACGACAUUCCAUCAAAUGAAUUUAAUCAUUUACGCAUUGAAGUAAUAAUAAUAAUAACAACUCCGUAGAGGUUUUCUUCACGCUUCUCUUUCCUCUUCUCUCGCUUUCGCUUCAUUUUCUUCUCUUCUUUUCUAUUUUUUUUUUUUUUUUUUUCAUUCCUAUACGUUUUCUCUUUCGUUCCUUGGUUGAAUAAAAAAAAAAAAAAUAAAUAAAUAAAUAAAUAAAUGAAUUUAAAAAAAAAAAAAAAAAAACUCGCACACGCGUGUCAGACGUACGUACCAUACAUACAUACAUACGUGCGAACGCACCAUACGGUAAAAUAUAUGCAAUAUUUCUUCACCGUCCCUCUUGUCACUAUCUCACUACCGCUGCUAAUAAUAUUAUUGUCAUUAUUAUUUGCCUUCGUUUUUUUUUUCUUGGUUUUUUUUCUUUUCGUUUUCCUUUCUUUUCUUUCUUACUUACUUCCGAAACAUUCGUAUUCCUUUCUUCCUCGCAUCACAACGCGUUAUACAAACUUUUACUUGCGUUUAGUGUUAAUGGAUUCACGUUUAUUGGUAACGAAAAUUUACGCACUAUUAUAAGAAAAAAAAAAUAAAAAAAUUGACAGACACACGUAUAAGUAACGUAAAUCCUGUGGUGUGAAAGUUUUUGAACGUAUGCCAUAAUCACCGACAACGAUGUAUAUCUCUACAUAAAUUUAUUAUUAUUAUUAUUAUUAUUAUUAUUAUUAUUACUAUUACUAUUACUAUUACUAUUAGUCAUAUGGUUUUCAUUUUUUUGAAACGCAUACGAUUGCACCGAGCGUACAACUAUUGUAUGCCUCAGGGCUGAGACGUAUAUUAUCUAAUAUAUAUAUAUAUAUAAUAUAUUAUUUAUAUUAAUUAUAUUAUUAGCAAAUUUUUCUGUGUAUUUCGUGAGUAUUUAAAAUUGGAUCGGAGAGAAGAAAGGAAGGGAGAAGGAAAAACGGAGAAAAGAACAAAUAAUCAAGUCCCGGAGUUUGUCUAUCGCAGGAUGAAAAUCUCUGGAAACGGAAAAAAAAAAAAAAAAAAAAAAAAAAAUUACCGAUCGAGUCUAGCGAAUUGUUAUUCACGUUGCUACGUUUUUUUUUUUUUUUGUUUUUUUAUUUUUGUUUUAUUUUUUUUCUUCGUUCCUCUUUUUGCCCUAACAAUAUAACAGAUUUAUGAAUAACGCGAGGGCAAAAUUAUUGAUUUUCUGAAGAAAAAAAAAAAAACAAAAAACAAAAAAACAAAAACUGAAAAGAAAAAUCAUAAUAUUUAAAAACGAGCCAUCGGGGCCGAACGUUACAAAAUCAAUUUACUGACGCGGUGUAUUGAGAAUAACAGUAUUUUGUAUAUCUUACCUAUUAUGCACACAACCUACGUCUAGUCUUGUAUCUGUGAAUGGAUUGAGAGAGAGAGAGAGAGAGGGAAAAAAAAACAGAAAAAGAAAAGAAAGAAAAACUAAUAAAAGGAUGGCGCGGAGGGUGAAGGAAAAGAAAACGAUCGUUCAAUUUGAAACGCCGUUUCGUAACCGUUGUAAUCAUUAAUCUAAUUAAUUAUACAAUUGAUCGGUUGGAAUUCAAUUGAGUAGAUAAUUUAGAGCGGUAUAUACGCGUACAUGUACUUAAAUCGGAGGAAAUAUAACCAGUAAUAUAGUAUUUUCUUAUUAUUGGUUUGAACGUUAGGUAGGAUAAUUAUUUGAUUUAAAUGAAAUACAAUAUCAAUCAUUUAGCGUAUAUCUAUUCGUUAUAAUAAUAUAAUUAUAUGUUAUUAAAAUUUUCGUUUACGUCUUUUUUGUGUACGACUGGUUUUUUGGCUUUUUUUUUUUUUCUUUUCUUUUCAUUUAUUCGUUCGUUCGUUCGUUCGUUCGUUCGUUCGUUCGUUCGUUCGUUUCGCCGUCCGCGGAUAUGUACGAAUAGUUUCGAAAGCGGGAAAUUGAGAGAAAGGAAUGAGAGAAGGAUGAAAGAAAAAACGACCCUCGCGCCCUACGAACCCUUGUAAUUCGCUUAUCGCGACGAUGAUGAUUAUUAUUAUUAUUAUUAUUGUUGUUUAUUUUCUUUUAUUUUUAUUUUUAUUUUUAUUUUUAUUUUUAUUUAUUUUUUUUUUUCCACCACGAUUAUUAAAAAUACAUCGUGUAUAGUAUAUUUUACGUAUUAUUAUUUAACAAUUAUUAGUAUAUAUAAUUGAUAUUGUCAUUGAGUAUCGUUUCUAGUCUCGACGGGAGUUUAAUUAUUAUCAACGACGGUGUGAUUAUCACAAUAAUAAUCUGAAUUCUCGUUGACAAAGCUAAUAGUCGGUUUGUGAUUGCAAUUUAAUUUUUUUUAGUUCACUAGCCAAUAUUUACAAAUGCAUUUGUAUAAAAACACUCGAUGCGAUUCGUCGAUUCUCUCCCCCCCCCCCCCCCCCCGGCAACGAAGCGUGAGAUGAGAAGGAAAAUGACAGAGAGAGAGAGAGAGAGAGAGAGAGAAAAGAAAAAAAAAAAAAGAAAGAAAGAAAAUUGCAAAUAUAUAUAAGUAAACGAAGAAAGUUGGGGAAAGUGAAACGUGAAAAGCUACUCGCUAAACACUUUCUUCCAUCCAUUAUCAAUCAUACCGCGUAUCAUCGUGCGUACAUGGAGAAAAAUUAACACGCAAAAGGUGAAGAUGAAGAGAAA
Messenger RNA from Neodiprion fabricii, 8644 nucleotides. RefSeq names its product ELAV-like protein 2. The coding region runs from base 1265 to 2404 and encodes 379 amino acids. NCBI's taxonomy places the organism in Eukaryota, Metazoa, Arthropoda, Insecta, Hymenoptera, Diprionidae. The transcript has 9 exons. The record is from RefSeq and is a predicted model, not a curated record. Gene Ontology annotation, cellular component: ribonucleoprotein complex. Gene Ontology annotation, molecular function: RNA binding.